Populus euphratica (Euphrates poplar) is the source of this 474-nucleotide messenger RNA. RefSeq lists its product as uncharacterized. The record is from RefSeq and is a predicted model, not a curated record. Bases 1 to 474 code for a protein of 157 amino acids. The transcript is spliced from 4 exons. NCBI's taxonomy places the organism in Eukaryota, Viridiplantae, Streptophyta, Magnoliopsida, Malpighiales, Salicaceae.
AUGGUCGUAUGGUAUGGUAGUAAAUCAGGGAAAGGAGCGGCUAAGACGUCAGAGCCUUGUCUGAAAGGUGAAAUCGUACCAGUGCAGGAUAGGGUUAUUGACAUUGCAAGUGAAAUCAGCUCUAAAGUUAUACCAGUGAAGGAGGCUCUUCACAGCUUGAGUAGUUUGGACAUCAAACUGAAGGCUUCCAAUGCUGAAUUCUUGCAAACCUGUAUCGCGAACUCUCUAACAUGGGCUGAGAAGGAACCAUCCCUGGAAUGUGAUCAAGCUUUUAUCCCAUCUCCAGCUGAGCGGAUAUCAUUUGCGGCAUUCCAACCUAUUAGAAGAUCUUCUGCACAAUCAGAAAAACUCAAGUUGCAGCAACAGAAGUUAAGAGCAAUGGAUCAUCUGAAAGACACGCUACAAAGACUGGACAAUUCACUAGAAUUAGUUAAUGAGAAUAUCUCCAUGGUAGCAGCCAAGCUUGCUAUUUAA